This is a messenger RNA of Phalaenopsis equestris, 1157 nucleotides long. Its product is annotated as rac-like GTP-binding protein 3. Lineage: Eukaryota; Viridiplantae; Streptophyta; Magnoliopsida; Asparagales; Orchidaceae. The transcript is spliced from 8 exons. Gene Ontology annotation, molecular function: GTP binding; GTPase activity; protein kinase binding. The coding region runs from base 350 to 988 and encodes 212 amino acids. The record is from RefSeq and is a predicted model, not a curated record. Gene Ontology annotation, biological process: small GTPase-mediated signal transduction; regulation of cell shape; establishment or maintenance of cell polarity. Gene Ontology annotation, cellular component: cell cortex; cytoskeleton; cell projection.
AAGUACAGUCAUCAUUUCCUCACGUCCUGCUCCCGGAAAAAGAAAAGCAUCUCUUUUUAAAAAACUCACAUUCAUCUCACCGUCCUCUCCAUUCCGAGGUCCCAAAAUCCCACCUUUUCUUUAAUUCUCCAUUAACGAAGUCCGUCCCAUGGUGAAAGAGUGAGAUCUCUCUAUCAUCCGUUUCUUGGUACUUUUCAUCUUGAUAGAGAGAGAUAGGGGAUAGAGAGCAGGAAUCAUGUGAUCCAGCGUUGCUGUUAUAUAUAUAUAUAUAUAUAUACUGAGAGCUUCCCAAUCUUCUUCGAAAUUCCUCCUCCCCUGCACUUCUUCCCCCCUUUGUCAGCCGAAAGGUAUGUCUUCAAGCGCAUCGAGGUUCAUCAAAUGCGUAACAGUUGGGGACGGCGCCGUUGGAAAGACCUGCAUGCUAAUCUGCUACACUAGCAACAAAUUCCCGACGGACUAUAUACCCACGGUAUUUGAUAACUUCAGUGCAAAUGUAGUGGUUGAAGGAACGACAGUGAAUUUAGGGCUAUGGGACACUGCUGGGCAAGAGGAUUAUAAUAGACUGAGACCUUUGAGCUAUCGAGGUGCUGAUGUCUUCGUGUUGGCUUUCUCAUUGGUUAGUCGCGCCAGCUAUGAAAAUGUGCUGAAAAAGUGGAUUCCUGAGCUACAACACUAUUCUCCUGGAGUUCCUAUUGUACUGGUUGGCACAAAAUUGGAUCUUCGUGAAGAUAAGCGUUAUUUGGCAGACCACCCAGGCGUAGUUGCUGUUACAGCAGCACAGGGAGAAGAAUUGCGUAAGCAGAUUGGUGCAGCAUAUUACAUUGAAUGCAGCUCAAAAACGCAGCAGAAUGUUAAGGCUGUUUUUGAUGCUGCAAUCAAGGUUGUUAUUCAGCCUCCACCAAGAUUGAAGGAGCAGAAGAAAAAGCGGCAACGCAGAUGCUCAAUAAUGAACAUAUUAUGCGGGAGGAAGCUUUUGUGUCUCAAGUGAAACCUCAUCUGAUCUACAGUUCGAUAUUUUUCAGAUUAAAGUUCCAGAUUUUGUGACAUCUUGAAGAAAUCAGAUUUCUGUAUUUAAUCUCUCUGUAUUUAGGCUGUGGGCUGGAAGGGAUAAUCUUUUUAUCUGUGAUGCAAUCUGCUAAUGUUUAAUUUGUUUGAAU